Molecule: messenger RNA, 649 nt
Organism: Arachis ipaensis
Lineage: Eukaryota; Viridiplantae; Streptophyta; Magnoliopsida; Fabales; Fabaceae
Source: RefSeq, a predicted model, not a curated record
UUAUUCAUUGAAUUUUCAGCAGUUGGAAUGACGAGGACGGGAACACAGUGGUACUCAACAUUGUUAACUCAAAGUGACAAUGAUGAGGGCUUAAAUGAUAGAGUUAAUGAUGAUCGAAAGAACGAAGAACUGGAUGAUGAAUUUGAUGAUUUUCUUGGUAGCAAGCCCGAUCUAGAACUGCAGGGUGUGGAUCCAAAGAGGGGUUGGGGAUUUCGGGGAGUGCACAAGGCAAUAAUAUGUGGAAAAGUUGGCCAAGUCCCUGUACAAAAGAUAUUGAGGAAUGGGAAGAAUGUAACAAUCUUUACGGUUGGGACUGGGGGAAUGUCUGACCAGAGAAUCACGAGAGAAGUGGAUAUGCCAAGACCUGCUCAAUGGCAUCGCAUUGCUGUGCAUAAUCACAUCCUUGGGGCCUAUGCAGUACAACAACUUUCUAAAAACUCUUCAGUUUAUGUUGAGGGUGACAUUGAGACUAGAGUUUAUAAUGAUAGCAUCAAUGGUGAAGUCAAAAGCAUUCCUGAGAUAUGUGUACGUCGUGAUGGGAAACUUCGUCUCAUAAAGGGAGGAGAGAGCAUUGAUACAAAUUCAUUGGAUGGAUUGCGAGAAGGGUUGUUUUAACUGAAACCUGGAAAGUGGAAAGAUGAAAGGUGAA